Molecule: messenger RNA, 1269 nt
Organism: Sclerotinia trifoliorum
Lineage: Eukaryota; Fungi; Ascomycota; Leotiomycetes; Helotiales; Sclerotiniaceae
Source: the annotation of a GenBank genome assembly
UGUUGAAAAAAGUGAUGAAAUUGCACAAAUGGAAAAUUAAAAAGAAGAUCGGAGAGGAUAACUCGCGAUAAUAAUCACUCUAGUGGUUUGUUUCGUAACCUGGGACUCGCACGCAGCGUCCGCACUACGCCGAACAAACGGGGGACUACCACUUAUUACAUUUAUAUACUUUAAUACUACAUGUAUCUAUUUUGCUAUGGUAAUACGAUAGUGAAAAAAGUUUACCGUCAGUAUUUGUAGACUAAAUAUGUACGGUUUGAUAAUGAAGCGGGAUUCCCUGGAAGGCCUCUUCCUUAAAAUCUCAACAUCGUCUCUCUCUUACUUUCACAUCCAGCGACGCCACUUUACAUCACAUUCCCAAUCAUUGGAAAAGGAUCUCAACCACAUACUAACAUUUACCUCUACCAAACUAUCGACACCUCCCAAAACUAUAAACAGUCAUGGCACAUCUGGAACCCAACGUAGAAGCACAGGACGCACCUGUCCGUCGACUCAUGCUCGGUUGCGAGUUCACUUACGACAACAUUAACCCUUUUCCAAUGCAAAGAAUAUUCCUUCGAUAUUUUACUAGUUGCAAAAGCUCCCCAUGCAAAACACUAUGAUAUCAAUUAUAGGAAAGCACAGCUAGCUUUUCGGGAGGGGGUCGUCUGCUGGUAAUUAUAUGAUGAGAUUUAAUCAACGAUGUAUUGAUAUCGAGCCUCCUGAUGUAAUGCAUCCGCGAAUUAGGGAUGCGUGUAUUGACAUGUCGAGGGAAUGGGAUCAGAUCUGGGGAGGAGAUGAGUGGGAGGGAGAUGAAGAGGAUAAUUGGGAAGAGGAAUUUGAGGAGGAUGAAGUGUAUGAUGAGGAAAUGGAGGAUGGAGAAGAAGAUGAAUACGAGGAUUAUGAUGAACUUGGCGAAUAUAUGGAUGAGGAUGAGGAUGAGGAUGGCCAUGGCGGUGGAAAUUUCGAAGGAAUAGUCAACGUUAUUGGAGGCGGUGACGGGAACUGGAAUUACACCUAUCGUUCAUGGUGUUUGUAGUUUUUGCAAACAUCUGUCUAUCGUCAUUCAACUUUACGAGUCGAAAUGAACAGAUUCAGAUGGCCAAUAUGGUAAUGAGAUUAUUUGUUAUGUCUUUCAAGGGAAUACAGCGUGGAAGAGGGCAUUUCAGACUAGGAAGGAACAUGUGUAUGUAAACAAAGAUUUACGAUAGAAAGGGUAGAAACUGUACAGAAAGCAUUAAGCGAAGAAAUAUAUAACUAUUAAUCUUAAACCCGUGCUAUAGGAGGUAU